This is a messenger RNA of Medioppia subpectinata, 795 nucleotides long. Lineage: Eukaryota; Metazoa; Arthropoda; Arachnida; Sarcoptiformes; Oppiidae. The record is from the annotation of a GenBank genome assembly.
AUGUCUUGUAUUUCAGGACAAAGACUCAGCACUUUUGCCGCAAUGAGUACAACGUGUCGGGUCUGUGCAGUCGGACGGCGUGUCCGUUGGCUAACAUUUGCCGACAGUUGUGGACACGUGUUAGCGAUGUCUGUCAUUCACGUCAAAGACAUGGAAGAGUUUAAUAAACUCUUAAUCAGAGACACUUUAAUUGUGACCCACUUUAUGGCCGAAUGGGCGGAACAGUGUCUUCAGAUCAAUGAUGUCUUCACCGAAUUGUCGACAAACAAAGACUACGCGAAUGUCAUAUUUGCCAAAGUGAUCGCCGAAGACAUUCCCGAGUUGUCGAAGAAGAUGAAUGUAACAUCAGUUCCCACUUGUAUUUUGUUCUCCAAAGCAAAACAAUUAUCUCGAAUAGAAGGCGCAGACGUACCACAACUCACAGCACAAGUCAAACAACUGGCCUUCAAAUUGGGAUCAAAUACCGGCAUCACUUCCAGCGCUUCCGACAACAAUAUAGACGUGCGGCUAAAGGCGCUGAUCAAUAGGUCACCGGUGAUGGUGUUUAUGAAGGGCUCGCCGGACGCCCCGCGCUGUGGAUUCAGCCGUACUUUGAUCUCAAUUCUGAACGAAGCGAACAUUAAAUUCGAUACUUUCGACAUAUUGUCCGACGAAGAGGUUCGCCAGUCUCUGAAGGUGUUGUCCAAUUGGCCCACUUAUCCACAGGUCUAUGCAAAGGGACAACUCGUCGGAGGACUUGAUAUCAUUAAAGAACUGAAAGAGUCGGGAGAACUGGAAGAAUCACUCAACGCUUGA